Glossina fuscipes is the source of this 1019-nucleotide messenger RNA. RefSeq names its product chymotrypsin-1-like. The transcript has 2 exons. Gene Ontology annotation, molecular function: serine-type endopeptidase activity. Gene Ontology annotation, biological process: proteolysis. Lineage: Eukaryota; Metazoa; Arthropoda; Insecta; Diptera; Glossinidae. The record is from RefSeq and is a predicted model, not a curated record. The coding region runs from base 161 to 943 and encodes 260 amino acids.
GUGCUUAUUGAAGAAUUACAAACAGUUUUAUUUUAAAGCCCUUAUCGAUCGAAUUGGUUUGCUAAUAGAAUAGAGUAUACAAAAGAAAAUAUUUAGCGAAUUAAGAUUCGCCACGAAUGACAGCCGUAUAUAUAGUACCUUUAAUUAUCAAGUUAUCAAGAUGAUUGCCAUUACAGGGAAAGGUGAUCUGGUCUUAUCCUUAAUUGUUCUUGGCAUUUUAUGCAGCAACUGUCGUUUCACCUAUGGCAAAGUAAAUACAGUAUCUAAAAUUAUUAAUGGUGGGGAGGCGCACAUGGUAGAUUACCCGUGGGUAGUUUCAGUGCGUGUCGAUAAUAUUCACGCUUGUGUAGGUAGCAUUGUUACUGAACAGCAUGUGAUUACUGCAGGUCACUGUGUGCAAUAUGUCAAAUCGAUUCCCAUUGAUCUUGACCGUGUAAGUGUACGCGUAGGUAGUACUAAUCAAUAUUCGGGUGGUAAAGUGCUUGAUGUGUCUUCAAUUGUUAUCCACAGCGAAUGCGAAAACUUUUUACAUGACAUGGCGAUUUUAAAGUUGAGCGAAAGCUUGGAAUUCGGCCCAAAAAUUAACAAAAUCGAGGUGGCCGAGAGAGACAGUGAAGUCGAAUCAGGUACACCAGUUAUUGUUGCCGGUUGGGGUCUCAAUGCCAACGGUACACAUUCUGCCAAACUUCAGUAUUUAAAUAUGACUGCUAUAAGUAAUGAAGAAUGUGAUGAACAAGUGAACUAUGGCUACGAGUCGAUACUUUGUCUGCAACAUCCUCUAGAGCAGGGUAUAUGCCGAGGUGAUUACGGUGCUGGCAUUGUGGCUGAAAACAAAUUAAUCGGCGUCGCCAGUUUUUCUUUCGGUUCUUGCGGUAGCCAAUUUCCCGAUAUUUCUAGUCGAAUUUCUUAUUACAGUGAUUGGAUUAACGCUUGGCUCCCCUGAAUGCUCUCUUCAUAAAUUUUAUAAAUGAAACUUGCUAAGCAUUGAAAAUUCAAUAAAAUAUUUUCAUUGACAAUAA